Molecule: messenger RNA, 2297 nt
Organism: Clunio marinus
Lineage: Eukaryota; Metazoa; Arthropoda; Insecta; Diptera; Chironomidae
Source: the annotation of a GenBank genome assembly
AACUAGAACGUGUUUCGUCAUAUUAUUAAUUGUACAAUAUAAACAUCCUUAAAGACAUACCACAAACAUAAAUACAAAUUAUCCUUAGUAGUUUGAGAAUGGCGAAUACAGCACAUCUUUUUAGACGCCAGAGUAGUAGAGAUUUAAAUGGAAGUCAUCGUGAUUACACAAAAACUCUUGAUGAACUCGAAUUAAAGCGUUUGAAAGAAAAACUGGUCAGAGCAGAAAGUCUAGGUGGCCGAGGGCCGCUUUAUGGUGCAACAAAUCAAGCAUUUAGUUCAGACGAUGUUCUUACAACACGUCAUUAUAAGCAACCUUCGUUGUUGGAGAUUUUUGAGGAGCCUCAGGUGACCUUACCUGCUGCAGAUGAGCAGCCUCAAGACAGUGACAUUAUCGCUGAUGAUGCGCCAGGCGAUGAAAGAGAAAGCUGGGACAGUAAAAUUACUUUCCUUUUGGCUACAAUCGGAUACGCUGUGGGGCUUGGAAAUGUUUGGAGAUUUCCGUACUUAGCCCAAAAGAAUGGCGGGGGGGCUUUCCUUGUCCCUUACUUCAUAAUGUUGUUCAUUCAAGGCCUGCCCAUCUUCUUCCUUGAACUAGCAAUUGGUCAACGAUUAAGAAAAGGAGCUAUUGGUGUGUGGAAUGAAGUGUCUCCGUAUCUUGGUGGAAUUGGAAUUUCUUCAGCAAUCGUUAGUUUCAUCGUAGCUCUUUAUUACAAUACAAUCAUCGCUUGGUGUCUUAUAUACUUUCUGCAUAGUUUCGAAAAUCCUUUACCAUGGCAUGAAUGUCCAAAAAGAUUCAUAACAAGUAACAUGACGUAUUACUUUGAGAAAGAAUGUGUUGUAACAAAUGAGGAUAGAAAUUUUAAUAAAUUCAUCUCCAAGGAUUCAUCACCAACCCAAUAUUAUUGGUAUCGAUCGACACUUAUGGUAUCACCAAAUGUGGAUGAACCAGAAUCAUUUAAUUAUCCAAUUGGAUUAUCUCUUGUCAUUGCGUGGACUUUAAUUUAUUUGUGUAUGGUUCAAGGAAUCACUGAGAGUGGAAAAGUCGUUUACGUCACUGCAAUUUUUCCUUAUGUUGUGCUGAUUAUUUUCUUUUUUCGUGGAAUUACAUUGGAUGGUGCAACGGAUGGUAUCGCUCAUUUAUUUACUCCAAGAUGGGAUUUAUUAAAAGAUCCGAAUGUUUGGCUUGAAGCUGGCACUCAAAUCUUCUUCUCAUUGGGAUUAGCAUUCGGUGGACUUAUUGCGUUCAGUUCUUAUAAUCCGGCCAACAACAACUGUUACCGUGAUGCAUUACUUGUGUCGUUCACAAACUGUGGCACUUCAAUGUUUGCUGGCACUGUGGUUUUCUCCAUCAUCGGUUUCAAAGCAACACAAAGUUAUAAUAGUUGUCUCGAAAGAAACGACAAAAGAAUGAGACUUCAAUUACCUGAUAAGCCUGAGAAUUGCAGCUUGGAAGCUGAAUUGUCAGGAAGUGUUUCAGGCACUGGUUUAGCGUUCAUUAUCUUUACAGAAGCAAUCAAUCAAUUUCCAGGUGCUCAAAUCUGGGCUGUUUUAUUUUUCCUUAUGUUGUUUACAUUGGGAAUUGAUUCUCAAUUUGGAACACUCGAAGGCGUCAUAACAUCACUAGUGGAUAUGAAAUUGUUUCCUAAUUUACCGAAAGACAAAAUCACCAUGAUUUUAUGCGCAUCUUGUUGCAUUCUUUCACUCGUCUUUGCAAAUGGAGCUGGAAGUUACAUUUUUCAAUUGAUGGAUAGUUUCGCUGGGAACUACACGCUUCUCAUUAUUGCAUUUUUUGAGUGUAUUGCUGUGAGUUACGUUUACGGCUUAAGAAGAUUUUCUGAUGACAUCGAAUUGAUGACUGGAAGUCGACCACACAUUUAUUGGAUGUUAUGCUGGAAGUACAUCAGCCCAAUCGCAAUGUUGACAAUUCUUUUCGCUUCGUUUAUGAAUUUAAUAGUUGAAGGUUCGCAUUACCCUGCGUGGGUGGCAGAAAUAGGAGCGACAGAAGAGAAAGAUUGGCCACAUUGGUGCAUCUUUGUUGCUGUUGUUCUGAUUGGUAUUGCAAUAUUAUGGAUACCUGGUGUAGCGUUGUGUCGUUUAGUCGGAAUAAGAAUUGUCGAAGAUUCCGAUCCAGCCUGGUUUCCUUCUGCUGAACUUCGUGAUGUUAACGGAAUCGUCCCACAUGAACCCACCGAAUUUGAGCAAAUGGUUUUCGGCUUUCGACCUGAUGGAACUGAAGGCUUAUGCUUACCAACGUUCUUGGCAAAUCAAGAAGAAGUUCUUCAAGAAGAUGAGUAA